CUAUAAGCUUGAGCAAUGGCAAAAGGAUACAGUUAUUUUAAAGAAGUACUGCCUAUGAACAUGAUGGCUAUGAAAUGGCUCUUGCUUCUGCUGCUGCUACAGCUGACUUGCUACUUUAGCUCUGGGAGUUGUGGAAAGGUGCUGGUGUGGCCAGUGGAAUAUAGUCACUGGAUGAAUAUGAAGAUAAUUCUGGAUGAACUUGUCAUGAGGGGUCAUGAGGUGACUGUUUUGACAUCUUCAGCUUCCAUUUUUAUUGAUCCCAGCAAACCAUCUGCCAUCAAAUUUGAGAAUUUCUCAGUAUCUUUAACUAAAGAUGAUUUUGAGGAUGCUUUGAAGAAUUUUGUCAGGAACUGGACAGACCUGACAAAUUCAUUUUGGACAUUUCCUUUGUUACUGCAAAGCUUAUUUGAGGAAUAUUCUGAUCUUACUCUAAAGAUCUGUAAAGAACUUGUUUCAAACAAGAAACUUAUGACAAAACUACAUGAAUCAAGGUUUGAUGUUGUCCUUGCAGAUACCGUUGGACCCUGUGGAGAGCUGCUGGCUGAGAUACUUAAAGUACCUUUAGUGUACAGUGUCCGCUUCACUCCCGGUUAUUCAAUUGAAAGGAAGAGUGGGAAACUUCCAUACUCACCAUCCUACGUACCUGUUAUAUUGUCUGAAUUAAGUGAUCACAUGACAUUCAUGGAGAGGGUCAAAAAUAUGAUAUAUGUACUUUAUUUUGAGUUUUACUUCCAGAUGUUAAAUGAGAAGAAGUGGGACCAGUUUUACAGUGAAGUACUAGGAAGACCAACUACAUUAUUAGAGACAAUGGAAAAAGCUGAAUUUUGGCUCUUUCGAUCCUACUGGGAUUUUGAAUAUCCUUGCCCACUACUACCAAAUGUUGAAUUUAUUGGAGGCCUCCACUGCAAACCUGCCAAACCUCUGCCUAAGGAAAUGGAAGAGUUUGUGCAGAGCUCUGGAGAAAAUGGUAUUGUGGUGUUUACUUUGGGGUCAAUGGUCACCAACAUGACAGAAGAAAGAGCCAAUAUGAUUGCAUCAGCUCUUGCCCAGAUUCCACAAAAGGUUUUAUGGAGACAUGAUGGCAAGAAACCAGACACCUUAGGACCCAAUACUCGGCUGUAUAAGUGGGUCCCCCAGAAUGACCUUCUUGGUCAUCCAAAAACCAAGGCCUUUAUAACUCAUGGUGGAACCAAUGGCAUUUAUGAGGCUAUCUACCACGGGGUCCCUAUGGUGGGCCUUCCUUUGUUUGCUGAGCAACCUGAUAACAUCAACCGAGUGAAGGCCAAAGGAGCAGCUGUCAGAUUGGACUUGGAAACAAUGUCAAAAACAGAUUUCCUCAAUGCACUGAAGCAAGUCAUUAACAAUCCUUCGUAUAAACGGAAUGCUAUGUGGUUAUCAACCAUUCAACGUGAUCAGCCUAUAAAGCCCCUUGACCGAGCAGUCUUCUGGAUCGAAUUUGUCAUGCGCCACAAAGGAGCCAAGUACCUGAAACCUGCCGCCCACAAGCUCACCUGGUUCCAGUACCACUCUCUGGACGUGAUCGGGUUCCUGCUGGCCUGUGUGGCAACUGCUGUAUUUGUCAUCACAAAAUGUUUUCUGUUCUGUUGCCGAAAGUUUGCUGAAACAGGAAAGAAGAGGAAAAGGGAAUAGCUGUAUUUGGGUCCCAAAGCAGGAAUGCCCUAUAGGUGGAAUUCUUCCAGCUUAUUUCAACAGGAAGGAGUUAUGAAAAGGCUCCUAUCUUCCUGUGACAAAAUGGCUUUUCACAGUUCAGCACCUCCUUUCAAAAUUUGUUUACAAGGAAUUUUUUAACUGUUUAAGAUUUAGAAAAAUGUCAUACCAAGAUGAAAGCUGAUAAAAAUUAUAUAAAAGUAAA
Molecule: messenger RNA, 1873 nt
Organism: Bubalus bubalis (water buffalo)
Lineage: Eukaryota; Metazoa; Chordata; Mammalia; Artiodactyla; Bovidae
Product: UDP-glucuronosyltransferase 2B31
Exons: 6
Coding region: 16-1650 (544 amino acids)
Molecular function (GO): UDP-glycosyltransferase activity
Source: RefSeq, a predicted model, not a curated record